AUGCUGUCCUACGCUGCCGUUAUCGCGGUCUUUGCCCUGUUCCUGUACGGGCCCGUGACCCAGCUCCUGUCCGGCCAGGCCCCGGCCUUGCGCCGGAGCCCGCGGCCCCAGCUCAACGAGGCCCUGCUGGCCCUGGAGCCCAACGGCACCGCCGCCGAGGAGCCGGCCCUCGACUGCGCGCCCGACGCGUACUCGGUGCACAUCUUCUCCAAGGAGCCGCUCGUGCUCUACAUUGAGAACUUCCUGACCGACGAGGAGCGCUCGCACUUGCUCGAGAUCAGCAACCAUCAACCACCGCUAACCCCCGAGCGCAACAGCACCCCGCUCCUCGAGCCCUCGACCGUCACCCACGACGGCGGCGACACGGCCCACCGCGACGCCGCCGUCCGCGACUCCUCCGUCGCCAUGCCCCCGCGCACGGGCCCCGUGCGCUGCGUCGAGGCCCGCGCCCGCGCCCUGCAGGGCUGGCGCGCGGAGCUCUGGCUCGAGCGGCUGCGCGUGCAGCGCUACGACGCGCCGGCGGGCCACUACGCGCACCACUACGACUGGUCCUCGGGCCGGGGCGGCUGGGGCCGCGUGAGCAGCGUCAUGGCGUGGGUCGAGGCCGCGCCCGGGGGCCUCGAGGGCGGCGGCACCGAGUUCCCCUUCCUCCGGCGGCCGGCGGACCCGCGCUGGUGCCGGUUCGUGGAGUGUCCCGAGGGGGAGGGCGGCGGCCGCGAUGGCCAGGAGGGUGAGGCGGAGGGCGUCGUGUUCAAGCCUGUGCCCGGCAAUGCCGUGUUCUGGGAGAACUUCCGGCCGGACGGGACGGGGAGGGGGUACGAAGAGACCUGGCAUGCCGGGCUGCCGGUGCGGAAGGGGGUCAAGGUCGGGCUGAACAUAUGGAGCUGGGGCAGGCUCGACUGA
Molecule: messenger RNA, 903 nt
Organism: Thyridium curvatum
Lineage: Eukaryota; Fungi; Ascomycota; Sordariomycetes; Thyridiales; Thyridiaceae
Exons: 2
Coding region: 1-903 (300 amino acids)
Biological process (GO): peptidyl-proline hydroxylation to 4-hydroxy-L-proline
Cellular component (GO): endoplasmic reticulum
Molecular function (GO): L-ascorbic acid binding; iron ion binding; procollagen-proline 4-dioxygenase activity
Source: RefSeq, a predicted model, not a curated record